GUGGAAUUGGCCCAAAAAUAUCACCUCUCAUUGCGAUCAGCUGUGAGCGGGAGACAGCAGCAUCAAGGAGCUGGUGCAGGCACAUGAUUUGUAGCAGUGUUUGAAGGCUGCCUUUAAUCCAGCGUGCAUAGAAAGCAAGACAUGGCCCAUCUCCCGAUCCACCACCUGUACUUCCUGCUGAUGUGCAUGCUGGCCUGCCAGUGUCCUGCAGUCAACGGGUUGUUUGAGUGGCUGAAAGGAAAGGAGACGCCUCCAGCAGCCGCAACGCAACCGCCAGCAGCACCGGCAGCAGAAGUCCCGACACUUCUAGCUAAGGAUGCCCGGUUUGAGAUGAAGACCGUCGACGAGGGUUUUUUGGCCGAGUCAAAGCAGAUAGAGCUGAGCCCAUUAGACAGCUGUCAUUACAGGGUGGUCGCCCAGCUGAAGGCGAGUUGUGAAAGCCUCCCAGAGGAGCAGCUCGCGAAGCUCGGAGUCGUACUGUUCAACUGCCAGGCCGAGACCGAGGGGCGCCACACCUACCCGUGUACGGAGCAAAUGACCAUCAAGGAGUGCACGGCCGACAUGGACCCAGACACGUGGAAUGCCUACCACAUAGUGAGCAACAGGGCGCGCUCGGUCUGCUACGCGACGCGGCAGCAGCUCUUCCGGCGGCGGGCGGAGCAAACUGUGAACGCUCUCAUCACCACGGCAACGAGCCAACUGGCAGCAAUGACACACCUGAAGGAGGGCCAGCUGGAGCUGAAGGAGCUGACCGCAUCCUCCCUGGACAAGCUGCUGGACGGUCACAGCGCCCUGCAGGCCCAGCAGGGGAAGCUGUACGAGGGCCAGGGCCAAAUGGAGAGUUCUCUGAAGGACAACCUGGAGCGCCUGGGCCAGGAGAAAGCCCUGAUCGCCUCUGGACAGCAACUGGUAGCGCAGCUCAUUCAGAGCAUUACAAAGAGAAUGGAGAAUGUGAGUGAACAUCUGCAGACCCAAGGGUCCGAGGUGCAGGACAGCCACAAGGCAAUUGUAAGGGACCUCGCAGAUGUCCGACACCAAGCUCAGGACAUCCACCAAAAAAUCGACCACAGUAUGUCAGAGUUUCUGCAGUACCAGGAUCAGACCUCGCAGUACUACGCUGACCUGAUGAGUAAACUGGAGCGCAUGAACCACACCCUGGGGGCCACGCUGCACUUCUUGGACAACAUGCAGAGCCGCAUUGAGCAGCGGCUCCACAUGAUCCAGGGCUACCUUAGCUGGGCAGGUUUGAGCCUCACUGCCAUGUGGACCUGCGUGGCACACACGGGCUACUUUGUCAUGUGUGCGGCCCUGCUGACGUUCCUGCGUUGCUCCGCUUUCUCUCGAGCCAUGCUGCUGCUCAGCGUGCCUCUUAAUGCAGUGGCGGAAGUCAACCAGCAGCCGGCGCUGGAUCUCCCCGGACUCAGCCUGCUGCUGCUCCUCCUCUCUCUGGGUCACUGGUUUGUGAGUCUGUUGUGCAAAUGCAUCCAGAUCAGAGGAAAGCGGGCCUCCCCGUUGUCACUGGCCCCGAGUGACACAGUGAAGCCACUAAAGGACUCGUUUCCGCAGUCCUCUACGCCGCAGAAGGACGACAAUGAUUGCUUUGCAGAGCAGGAUGACCUUUCGAUUCAAGACAGCUUUAUAUCAGGUAACCUCGGGAUCUCUGCAGUGUCUCCCCGUCACAGGAAUCCAGUGCCAGAGUCCAGGUUCAUGGCGAUAGUCGGCAGCUCGAAUCACUCCACUCCCCGGACAGUUAAUUCUGCGGGGAGCAAAUCUAACGCUCUGGUUGCUAAUAUCCUCCCGAGAAACCUCGGCGGUAUUUUUGAGGCUGUGAACAGCUCUCAGGAUUUUGCAAAUGACUCUCGAAGUGCAAGCCCGACCCCGUCGCUAGUCAGCAACAGCUCUCUAUCAGCCCGUCAGCUGUGCAAUGGGGUCACGAAAACCGGGAAGGCGUGUAAGAAGAGAGCAGUGCCAGGACAGGAGUACUGCAGAUUCCACGAAGGGGGGCACACCUCCUAUGUUGUCAAAUGAGACCUUUUUUUUCUUUCUUUUUUUUAACACCACAGAUGUUUUAGAUCUUUUCAGGGCCAUGUUUUAACUGUCCUCAGUCUGUACGUUGCUACAGGGUAUUCUCUGCAAAACAACAUUCUACUGAUGUAGUGUUGUCAUUGCAAAUUUUUCCUAAUGUUCAUUUUUAAGUUAAUAAAUUAUUUCUUUG
This is a messenger RNA of Pungitius pungitius (ninespine stickleback), 2215 nucleotides long. It is a transcript of the gene bmb, whose product is annotated as brambleberry. Lineage: Eukaryota; Metazoa; Chordata; Actinopteri; Perciformes; Gasterosteidae. The coding region runs from base 142 to 2028 and encodes 628 amino acids. The record is from RefSeq and is a predicted model, not a curated record. The transcript has 13 exons.